Molecule: messenger RNA, 1389 nt
Organism: Brenthis ino (lesser marbled fritillary)
Lineage: Eukaryota; Metazoa; Arthropoda; Insecta; Lepidoptera; Nymphalidae
Source: the annotation of a GenBank genome assembly
AUGAAUUCGGUCGGGUCGCCCGAUGAUUGUUUAUAUUCUAAUCGCUUCGGACUUUGGAAUAGACCUCCCUGGCCUCCUUUCUGGCACUUGGUAGGUGGCGGGCGAGCAGGUAAGGCCUCCCUCCACGACUCCGCCUCGGCGGUAACGCGAGCGUUCGUCAGAGUGUACCGUGCGCUGUCCGACCGCGCUCAUGCCGCGGGUCCGCCCAUCGCAAUGAAGUGGCUGUGUAUGUUUGUGCUUUUUCUGUGUUUGAGGUGCGAAGCCGCGAAUAAACCUAGGAGAGGACGCGGCAGUAUGUGGUGGGGUAUAGCAAAAGCUGGCGAACCAAACAGCCUGUCACCAGUCUCACCUGGAGUACUGUACAUGGACCCGGCAGUCCACGCGACGUUGAGAAGGAAGCAGCGACGGUUAGCUCGAGAAAACCCCGGCGUUUUAGCAGCAGUGGCCAAAGGAGCUAGUAUGGCAGUGGCAGAAUGCCAACACCAGUUCAAAUACAGAAGAUGGAACUGUUCCACAAGAAAUUUCCUUAGAGGAAAGAAUUUGUUCGGCAAAAUUGUUGACAGAGGUUGCCGUGAGACAGCGUUCAUAUAUGCAAUAACGAGCGCCGGUGUAACGCAUGCGGUGUCCCGCGCGUGCGCAGAAGGCUCGAUUGAGUCUUGCACCUGUGACUACUCGCAUGUUGACCGCGCGCCUCACCGCUCUCGCGCCGCUGCCGCCGCCAACGUACGCGUCUGGAAAUGGGGCGGUUGCAGUGACAACAUCGGCUUCGGCUUCAGAUUCAGCAGAGAAUUUGUCGACACCGGCGAAAGAGCGAAGACGUUGAGAGAAAAAAUGAACUUGCACAACAAUGAGGCCGGCAGAAUGCACGUGCAAACGGAGAUGCGCCAGGAAUGCAAAUGCCAUGGUAUGUCUGGAUCCUGUACAGUAAAGACAUGCUGGAUGAGGCUACCAAGUUUCCGGUCUGUGGGAGAUGCAUUAAAGGACCGCUUCGACGGAGCUUCGCGGGUUAUGAUGCCAAACACAGAAGUCGAAGUUCCUGUUCCACGUAACGAUGCAGCGGCACACAGAGUUCCCCGAAGGGAUCGAUACAAAUUCCAACUUAGGCCGCAUAAUCCUGAUCACAAAACACCUGGUGUCAAGGACCUAGUGUACCUCGAAUCAUCACCGGGUUUCUGCGAAAAGAACCCGAGACUGGGCAUUCCCGGCACGCACGGGCGUGCCUGCAAUGAUACUAGCAUCGGUGUCGACGGUUGCGAUCUUAUGUGUUGCGGCCGCGGCUACCGGACCGAGACUAUGUUCGUAGUGGAACGGUGCAACUGCACAUUCCACUGGUGCUGCGAAGUUAAAUGCAAGCUGUGUCGCACAGAAAAAGUAGUUAACACGUGUUUA